CAACCAGCUAUCUCCGGAGGGGUUCACUAACUGACAGCCGGUUCGAAUGCUAACCGAGUUAGCUCCCUGCUAACAGGAGUUGUAGCGGUUAUACAGUCACAGGUCUGUAGUAUUAGACGGUACCCAGCUGCCAGUGUUUGUGGUGGACUUUAGUUGGCUCUCGUACAUUAGGCAACGUCAGCUGAAGAGGGAGUCCUCCCUGAAUGAGUGACUCGUAGUGUGUGUGGCUAGCUAGCGAAGAGGAGGGUGGGGACAAAAAACUUCCCCAGACCUCGCCCAGCCGUUGCUUCAUUCCAGCAGGCAGCUACUCUCUUGACGGUGGGAGAGAUCCACACCACCUAAACCAGACAGUUAUUCAAGGGGAGACCCACGCAGUGGUGUCAACUAAGGGCAAAAAAAUCAGUAACCAUGUUCAGGAAAAACUUGAAGAAGGACCCCGAGCUGUUUCAGAACGUGUCGGAGGGUCUGCGGCGGCUUUACCGGACCAAACUGUUCCCGCUGGAGGACACGUAUCGAUUCCACGACUUCCACUCCCCUGCACUCGAAGAUGCCGACUUCGACAACAAGCCCAUGGUGCUCCUGGUGGGUCAGUACUCCACCGGGAAGACCACCUUCAUCCGGCACCUCAUGGAGCAGGACUUCCCCGGUAUGCGGAUUGGCCCCGAGCCCACUACGGACUCUUUCAUCGCGGUGAUGCACGGCGAGCAGGAGGGGCAGAUACCGGGUAACGCUCUGGUUGUCGACCCCAAGAAGCCCUUCCGCAAACUCAACGCUUUUGGCAACGCGUUUCUUAACAGGUUCAUGUGUGCCCAGAUGCCUAACCCCGUCCUGGAGAGCAUCAGUAUCAUCGAUACUCCUGGAAUCCUGUCCGGAGAGAAACAGAGGAUAAGCAGAGGUUAUGACUUCGCUGCCGUGCUGGAGUGGUUUGCAGAGCGCGUGGACCGCAUUAUCCUCCUGUUCGACGCCCACAAGCUGGACAUCUCAGACGAGUUCUCAGAGGUGAUCCGAGCUCUGAAGAACCACGAGGACAAAAUGCGCGUGGUGCUGAACAAGGCGGACCAGAUCAGCACCCAGCAGCUGAUGAGGGUCUACGGAGCGCUGAUGUGGUCUUUGGGAAAAAUCAUUAACACGCCUGAGGUGGUACGCGUGUACAUCGGGUCGUUCUGGGCCCAGCCCCUAUUGGUGCCAGACAACAGGAAGUUGUUCGAGGCCGAGGAGCAGGACCUGUUCUUAGACAUCCAGUCGUUGCCACGUAACGCAGCUCUACGCAAACUCAAUGACCUCAUCAAACGAGCGCGCCUUGCCAAGGUGCAGGCCUACAUCAUCAGCUCUCUAAAGAAGGAAAUGCCGAGUAUGUUUGGAAAGGAUUCCAAGAAGAAGGAGCUGAUAGCCAACCUGGGAGAGAUCUAUCACAGGAUCGAGAAGGAGCAACAGAUCUCUCCUGGCGACUUCCCCAACAUGGCCAGGAUGCAGGAGCAGCUGAAUGGUCAGGACUUCUCUAAGUUCGCAUCGCUGAAGCCCAAGCUGCUGGAGGCUGUGGAGGACAUGCUCGCCAACGACAUCGCCCGCCUCAUGGCCAUGGUGCGCCAGGAAGAGGCCGCCAUGCCCAGCCAGUCCGUCAAGGGCGGAGCCUUUGAGGGAACCAUGAGCGGCCCCUUCGGUCACGGCUAUGGAGAGGGCGCCAGCGAAGGCAUCGACGAGCUGGAGUGGGUGGUGGGUCGCGACAAGCCUACAUAUGAUGAGAUCUUCUACACCCUCUCUCCCAUCCACGGCAAAGUGUCCGGCGCCGCGGCCAAGAAGGAGAUGCUUAAGUCCAAGCUGCCCAACACAGUCCUGGGAAAGAUCUGGAAGCUAGCAGACGUGGAUAAAGACGGCCUCCUCGACGAGGAGGAGUUCGCCCUGGCCAACCACCUCAUCAAGGUGAAGCUGGAGGGCCACGAGCUGCCGUCAGCGCUGCCUGAUCACCUUGUGCCCCCGUCAAAACGCGGGACAAUCAUGGAGGCCUAAAGGAGGAGGAGGAAUGGGAGCAGCAAGGAGACGAGCCAUGUCAACGCUUUACAUCACCUUCAGGACUGGCCAGACAAAAGUCCGACUGCAAGCAUGAACAGCGUCAUCCUCCAUCAAGCUGUGAGUCUCCAGGCUUCCUGGCACACCAGGAGGAGGUGUCGCUGUGAUCUUUUUCACCAGAGAGAGACUGGAGGGGUUGGGGGGGAGGUGGGAGGGAGGGGAGGGGAGGUCCAUCUUUGUGCAGUAGGGGAGAAUAUUUAGGUAUCUAUUACAAAUAAAUGGAGGGAGGGAGGGGGGGUGAUUUGCAAACCGCUGAAAGGACAUUACCGUAUGAUGAACUGACGGAUAGAUGGAGGUUGCAUGACGGGGCCGAACAUGGAUUUGUGCAUCCUGUGUAAAAGAUGUCUUCUAAGUAUACAGUCCAUAUUAUUAUAUGUUGAUCCAAAGAAAUAUAGUUUUUUUUCCAUUUGGAGAGAGAAAGAGGAAAUAAAUCGAAACAGCUGUUAGAAUUGUUUUAUCUAUAUUUUUGUAUUUCCUGACUGUUAACUUUGACUCUUUCCAAAUGCUUCCCUUUUUAUUAUUUUGCCAGAUAAUUAAAAAGGAGUACUGUACCAUCUGA
Molecule: messenger RNA, 2626 nt
Organism: Epinephelus moara (kelp grouper)
Lineage: Eukaryota; Metazoa; Chordata; Actinopteri; Perciformes; Serranidae
Gene: ehd1a
Product: EH-domain containing 1a
Exons: 6
Coding region: 409-2007 (532 amino acids)
Biological process (GO): endocytosis; endosomal transport
Cellular component (GO): plasma membrane; cytoplasm
Molecular function (GO): protein binding; GTP binding; calcium ion binding
Source: RefSeq, a predicted model, not a curated record